Drosophila sechellia is the source of this 528-nucleotide messenger RNA. RefSeq lists its product as uncharacterized. The record is from RefSeq and is a predicted model, not a curated record. Lineage: Eukaryota; Metazoa; Arthropoda; Insecta; Diptera; Drosophilidae. The coding region runs from base 1 to 513 and encodes 170 amino acids. The transcript has a single exon.
AUGUCGUCGCAACUGCCAGCGGGAAGUGGACGUCGAGAGUGGCAAGUGUGUGGGGCAAACUCCGGCCAGCGGCCAAUGGCGGUUGGCCGAGGCCACGCCCCGUGGCUCAAUUACCGACCAGUGCUGCCCAUCGGCGGGCAGAGCGAAACCUGUUUCCACGAGCGAGAGGCAGCGAGGCGCAUGUGCGAUCAGAGCGGGAUGGAUGGCGCAAGGGUGGACCAACCAGAAGAGGCAGGUUGCUGGUAUUAUGGUAGGUUAGGUUCAAACAAGGUGGCAAACUGGCUCUUAACCGAAAUAGGAAGGAAGUCGGCAGCGACGUCGACGUCGGGCAACUGGUUUGACUUGUUUCCGGCUCACUCCAACCGCCCAAAACCACCAGCAAUCGGCAGAGGCAGCCAAGUCGGCAGAGGGCAGGCAGAGCAGCGGCCGUCGGCACAAUUUGAUUGCAUUUAUGAAAAGCGUUUUCGCCCGCCAGCACGCGUACGCUCCCAGCUCGCAAUUCGCCAUCCGUAAUCCGUAGACCGUAAU